UGCUUUUUUUUGAGCUUAAACGCAACAGUUGACAGUUUUGUUUCGGUGGGUGAACGCGUCAAGUGUUGUACCAACGCGUGGUCCGUUCCUUCACUCAAAAACACGGACGUGGAUAAAGGCGCUUUUUUUCGGGCGAGGGGGCCCCGGCCGUCGAUGUGCGUUUGUUUUUCGGAAGUGUCAGUCGGUCGGAGCACACUUUGCGCUUGUUUGAAAAGUUGUUUGUUGUGGUCCUUGUGGUCGUAACAGUCUUAACUGGUGGAAAAUUACGAUUUGGUGCGGAUUUAUCAGUGCAGGACGUCUCGGCGGCAUUCUCGAGAUUUUGCGAUGGGGUUCGAAGCUUUUGAGGAGUCGUAGUGAAGAUCAGGCCGAGAUGUCAUCAGCGGCCGUCGGGACCCAUCACCACUCGGGGGCCGGACCCCUCAGCCUGAUGUCCUGCGUGAGGGAGUCGUCGCCUCUGCAAGACUACGAGCCCCCCGACAACGAAAAAAACGCGGCGACGAAGAGGAAGUUCUGGAACCCCAGGAAGUGGUUCAAGAGGAAGAACAAGGCAGCGGAGGACGUCAUUCCGGUGGAUAUCGUCGAGAAGGAUGACCUCAGGAGCAGGUCCACGAGCGAGCUGUCCAUCACGGACGACCAGAUUAGAAGGAGCAGGAGCGGGUCGUCGAUGCCCCCCGGCCUCAGCGUCUCCCACGACAGCGUCUUCCACUCCCCGAACUCCGGCUCUGACAUCGAGCUGGAUGCGGCUCAGAGCUCUUCCUCCCUGUCCAUUUCGCAGCCCCAGAUCGACUCGAGGUUACAGACUGAGCUGAGUGAGAGGCUGAGAUUGAGGCGGGGUCGCGGCGACACCAGCGAAGACGAUGAAGGCCUUCCGCAUAGCCCGUGCAAUUCACCGACCACCACCGAGGCGCUUCUCGAUAAGACUGCUAUCAAAGAUCUCCCCACGAAGUCCCACAGCACGUGCAGCGAUGGGUCGCUGCUCAGCAUGGGCAGCUCCGAGAUGGACGAGGAGUCCUUUAGUCAGUCGCGCCACUCGUCGAAGCUCUCUCUGCAGGAGAAGCGCUCCUCGGAUCAAGAUUCCGAUUUCGAGCUAGGGCCGAGUUCGUCGUCGACGCCGCUGAAUCACAGCGCUGCCCAUCACAGGGUGUCGGUGAGGCCCAAGAGACGUGCUCCACAUAGAAACAAGAGAGUGCCUCAGCUGUCGAACGCGCUGCCAACCACACCGGAAGUCAAUGAAGAGUCAUCGAUAAGGAGUGUGACGCCGGAGAACAUUUCGAGAGAAACCGCCCAGCCCGAGCCCCCCAGCAUGAGCACGAAACCGGCCCUCACCGAGACCCAACUAAAAUGCUCUUCUCUUCCUCCCGGUCUAGUCCCGCCCGACGCCGCCGCCGCCGCCUCCAAGCUGAACCGCAGCCGUUCGAACGCCGGCAGCAAGUCGCAGGAGCAGUUCGCCGCCGUGGAGGAGGACGGCGAGAAGGAGGAGCGCUCCGACAAGUCGUUCUUCGAGCGCAUCUUCCCGCGGAGGAGCGCCAAGAAGCGCAAGUCGAAGGAGGAUAAACCACCGCUGCAGCCCGCCAAGCGCGUGGAAUCGAAGCCGGUGGCGGCGCCGCGCUCGGGGGCGGCCUCGCGCCAGCGGAUCCAACCGAUCGACCUGCCGCCGUCGCCGGAGCCGCACAAGCGCGAGCCCGACUGCGUGCUGCCCAAGCCCUCGCCGGAGAAGACCUUGGGCAGCUCGCCGCUGCAAGCCGAACUCGAGACCAGGUUCAGGCAGAGGCAAAUGAGUGCUAGUCUGACGCCGCCGCAGUCGCCCGGGGGGCGGCAAGGCGAGACGCCGUCUGUGAUAAAAGUAGAAGUUAGAAGGGACAGUAAAAGCCGGAUGAAGAUAGCGGGAUUAUCGUCGCUGCAGCAGAAGGUGAUGAUCAUCGGAGACGAGUUGGACGACGGGGGGUUCAAGUCGUUGAGUGAUCUUCCGAACGAAGAGGCGGAGCGGAAGCCGCAGCCGGUGGCGAAGUCGCAGAGCUUCAAGACGGCGGAGCGUGGAAAUGAAAGCACGAAGCCGCCGGUGUUGAAGGCGGCGUCGUUCGAUAGCCUGGAGCCGGUUAAGCGUGACGGCGAAGGGGCGACUAAGCCGGUGGUUGAAGAAUUUAAAGAACCUGUAGUUGCGAAUUUCGACCUAGCAGCCGAGAUUUUCAACGACGUGAACAACAUCACCAUAUCGGGCCCCAGCCACACCGCCGUCGUCAGCGUGUCAAGUCAGUCCACGGAUGCGUACACCACCACCAACACAAAAAGCGAAACUGUGACCUCCGGGGACAAAGUCAAAGAAGUUACCACGAGAGAGGCGGUGUCUGUCACCAAGAUCCAACUCAAACGAGAGUCGACGCAGAUCACCCAGAGCACCGUAAGCGUCCCUAAGAACGCAGUCCCCGAAUUCUUAAACCGACAACUAAACAAAGUGGAAGCUAAACCCACAAGCAACGUUGUCUUCUCCACCAGCUCUUCCCCUAGAAUCGUAGACGAGCAAAGUCGCCCGAAACCCGUCUUCGCGGUUCCAGAGCCCGCCAAAAACGUCCCUCGCAAGUUCAGUCAAGAAGACAUAGAAAUCGUGGAAAAGAACGAAGAAGAUCGCACGUCGACCUCGUCGGUGACGGUUGUCAUCCAGCCGCGAUUCAAGAAAAACGAAACCAAGAGGAAAUCGUCGACGAGCUCGACCACCCCAGAUUCCCCCAGCAGCGACCAACGCAUCCUGCGCAGCCGCUCCGUCAGUCUAGACUCCCUCAAAGGCGAACCCGAAAGCUCCGACAAGUCUUCCCAAGACAGCAUAGACAAAAUCGAGGAAAAAUCAAGCGACGCUCCCCUCCGAGAGAAAACCACAUCAGUCGCCGAACCCGUCGUCCUCCGCAAAAAAUCCUUAAUCAAGCAAAAGAACGACGAAGAGCCCGAACUUAUGAAAGUCUUCGCGCGGCGCUCCCUCAAGCUCAAAGACACCGAAAGCGAAGCCAUCAGUCAACAAGUCGCAGCCGCCUUCGAAGACGCCAAAACCCGCGACAGCGACAAAGAAAACCAAGCCGACUCCCCUCAGGAGGAACGUCGCAGGUCAUCCACGAACGAAUCAAAACUCGACACUGCCGAACCACGCGAACCUCUCACCGAAACCCUCAAGGAACCCAAAAUCAAGGACUCCGUCAACGAACGCAAGUUCAUCGAGGUCGCCGAGGUGACGCUGCGCAAACCCAACAACGUCUACGCGAGGGCGUUCAGCCUCAACCCGCCCAAGGUCUGCGACGAGAGCAAAGUGAAGAAGCAGAGCAGCUUCAACGAGAGGAGGAUCACGGAUAACUGGAUAACGAACAUGAAGAACGGCGACGAUUUGAUCGAGAGGAAGAUUUCGCAGGACGAAAUCAUCACGGGGAUCUCGCCGAAGAGCGACUUCAUCAGCGAGGAGCUGCUCACGGAGAGGAAGAACUUCAACCAGCGGAAAGCCGAGUGGGAGAAGAGGGCGCAAGAGGCGCAGAAGAAGUCGGUGCCGUAAUUAUAUUCCUCCGCCCCGAACGGGUUCAGAAGAGCGCUAAUCAGUUUCGGAAAUAGUUGUAAAAAGUUUGUCGGAAAUCUAAAUAGAGUUACGUCA
Messenger RNA from Zophobas morio, 3625 nucleotides. Its product is annotated as microtubule-associated protein 1B. Lineage: Eukaryota; Metazoa; Arthropoda; Insecta; Coleoptera; Tenebrionidae. The record is from RefSeq and is a predicted model, not a curated record. Bases 371 to 3529 code for a protein of 1052 amino acids. The transcript has 12 exons.